Closterium sp. NIES-65 is the source of this 5691-nucleotide messenger RNA. Lineage: Eukaryota; Viridiplantae; Streptophyta; Zygnematophyceae; Desmidiales; Closteriaceae. The record is from the annotation of a GenBank genome assembly.
AUGGCUACCCCUAGUGUCCUCGCUUUCGACGCUGAGGGUCGGGCCAUUGACUUUGACGUCUGGGUAGAUGACCUGCAGCUUUUCCUACAGUGCGAUAGGGCAGACGGUCUCUCCCUCUUUGACCUCAACUCCGGUGACUCUCCUGCCCCUACUGCUGAUGCCGACGCCACUUACAAGAGUGUUCAGACCUUGUACGACGCUGUAGUUGUGCGCUACUCCUCCCCUGCCACUGCUGCACUGAGCCGCCUCAUGCCACCGUACCUCUUCCCUGACCUUGCUGCCUUUCCCACAGUCGCUGACCUCUUUACGCACCUCCGCACUAGUGACACUCGCUACCGCGCUGCGCUUCCUGCUGAGUUCUGCGCCAAGAACCCCCCCCCCAUGUACAUCACUCUCUACUACAUAGUCACCCGGCUCCCUGACUCCCUUUGCGUAGUCAGGGACCACUUCCUCUUAGUUUGCCCCACCACUCUCACCGUUGACCUCCUCGAGAAGGCCCUCCUAGCAGCAGAGAAGAGCAUCGUCGCUGUAGGAGCCUCUCGUGGUGACCCUCGCACCCCCGUCUUUGAGGGGUGUUCCCCCUCCCCCCUUCUACCCUCUGUUGCCUCUGCUGCUGCGGCCGACCUCGUUGGUUUCGAGUCGGUGGGCGCUGCGUCUGCCCCGAGCGGGAAACGCCGCACCGGCAAGGGCAAGGGGGGCAAGGGUGCUGGAAGGGCUGGCGGGGGUGGCGGAGGUGGCGGUGGAGGCAGUGGAGGGGGUGGGGGUGGUGGUGGGAAUGGUGGCGGGGGUGGAGGUGUCGGUGGCGGCAGUGGAGGCGGAGGCGGCGGCGGCGAUGGCGGUGGGAGCGGAGGUGGCGGAGGUGGCGGCGGUGGAGGAGGCGGCGGCGGAGGAGGUGGAGCUGGUUGGGGUGGCGCUGCGCAGAGGGUCGGCUCCGGUGGUGGUCAGCGCCAGCAGCAGCAGCAGCAGCAGCGCACUCAAGACAUCCCCCCCCCUCAGCAGCUCCGUGGGUGGUACGCUGCACGCCAGCGGGGUGGGGGUACUGGUCCGUGCACCUACGUCCUAUGCACCGGCGACCGUGCGGGUGAGCAGUGCGGGGGUGCGCACUCCACCCAGCGCUGCUUUGGCCGCCUGACGGACGCUUGGCGUCACCAGUUCAACGAGGCCACUGAGAUACCCCGCUGGGGCGAGCUGUCUAGGGCGGGAGUAGCUGUCUUUGACCUUGACUUUGAUGCUAUUCUUGCUGCCAUGUAUGCUGUGACUAUUAGUGAUGAGGGUGACUGUUACCGGUGUUUUCCGCCCGACCCGGGCAUUCCAACUGCUGCUCUAGGUACUGGUGAGGCUGCUGCUCUAGGUGCUAGCGAGGCUGCUGCUCUAGGUGCUCGUGCGUCUGCUCCCUCAGGUGCUGUUGAGUCUGCUCUCUCAGGUACUGCGUCGGCUUCGGCCUCCCACACCUUCACCCUUGACUCGGGGGCUUCUCGCUCCUUCUUUCGAGACUGCACCACACUCAUGCCGCUUGGCCGGCCAGUUGCAGUAUCUCUGGCAGACCCCUCUGGGGGUCCUGUCCUUGCUCACUUCUCCACUGUCCUCCCAUGUCCGGCAGCCCCCUCUGGCACCCUGUCUGGUCUUUACCUCCCCUCGUUCUCUACGAACUUGGUGAGUGGUGCUGACCUACAGGAUGCGGGGGUUCACCAGUUCACUCCUGCGAGUCAGCGGGUGACCCACUACAUGGACACUCGGACAGGCCAACACCUGGCCACGUUUACACGUCGGCCGGGGUCGAGCCUGUACACACUGACCACUGCGUCUCCUCCAGUCACUGCGUCUGGUCAGGUAGCUGCGUCGGGUCAGGUGUUUGCUGCAGCGUCUAGGUCUGGUCCUGAGUCUGCCCCCUGCUCGUGUCGCCUCGUGUCUCACCAGACUCUCCUCUGGCACCACCGCCUUGGUCACCCCUCCCUGCUUCGUCUCCGAGGCAUGGCCUCCCGUGUCCUUGUCUCUGGUCUUCCCCGGUCCCUCCCUCCCCUUCCUCCGGGGCCUGGCCCUACCUGCGUCCCCUGUGUCGAGGGGCGCCAGCGGGCUGCCCCUUACUCCUCCGAGUUUCCUCCGACAGAGGCCCCGCUGCAGACGCUUCACAUGGACGUGUGGGGCCCGGCCCGCGUCCGUGGACAGGGUCACGAGCGCUACUUCCUGCUAGUGGUUGACGACUACUCGCGUUACACCACAGUCUUCCCCUUGCGCAGCAAGGGUGAUGUCACUGCGGUGUUGAUCGACUGGAUCCGCGUAGCUCGUCUCCAGCUCAGGCAGAGCUUCGGCUCGGACUUUCCUGUUCUGCGUCUGCACUCUGACAGAGGCGGGGAGUUCUCCUCUGGCCUUCUGCGAGCCUACUGUCGUGCACGAGGCAUCCGCCUGACCUUCACGCUUCCGGACUCCCCACAGCAAAAUGGGAUUGCUGAGAGCCGCAUUGGCAUGGUCAUGGAUGUCGCUCAUACGUCCAUGAUGCAUGCGGCUGCCCCCCAUUUUCUGUGGCCGUUUGCGGUUCGGUACGCGGCGCAUCAGAUCAACCUUCACCCCAGGGUCUCCAUGCCGGAGACCUCCCCAGAUUUGCUGUGGACGGGGAAGGUUGGCGAUGCGUCAGCGUUCCGUGUCUGGGGAUCUCGGGCGUUUGUUCGCGACUUGUCUGCGGACAAGCUGUCCCCUCGUGCUGCUCCUUGCGUCUUCCUUGGCUUCCCCCCUGACACGCCAGGGUGGCAGUUCUACCACCCCACCUCUCGCCGUGUUCUGUCCUCCCAGGACGUCACGUUUGACGAGUCGGUCCCCUACUACCGCCUCUUCCCCUACCGCACUCCGUCCCUCCCCCCGCCACCGCUCUUCCUUGUGCCAGGUCCCCCCCCGGUAGACCCCCUCCCCCCUCAGGGUCAUGCCCCUUCAGGUGUGUCCCAGGUAGACGCAGUCGAGCAUGUCAAGGUUACUGGUGACUGUGGUGCUGCUGAGGGUGCUGGGCCUGGGGGUGCUGACUCUGGGGGUGCUGAGCGUGUGGGUACUACGCCUGGGGGUGCAGAGCCUGAGGGUGCUACUACUGAGGGUGCUGAGCCUGGGGGUGCUGAGCCUGGGGGUGCUACCACUGAGGGUGCUGAGACUGGGGGUGCUGAGCCUGGGGGUGCUACGCCUAGAGGUGCUGAGCCUGGGGGUGCGGAGCCUGAUGGAGCUUGGCCUGCUCGUGUGGCGUCUGGCGGUGCUGGGCCUGGAGGUUCUCCGGGUGCUUUGUCUCGGCGGGAGCCACUCUCUCCACAGGAGCUGCGCGAGUGGUUUGCCCGGCGCUGGAGGCGUGCUGCUGGAGCUGGAGGUUCUUCGGCUGCUGAGGGUGCUGGUGCCGCGGGUCGCGGAGGUGCUCGUACUGGGAGUACUGGAGUAGCUGGGCGUGCGGGUACGACUGGAGCUGGAGCUGCUGAGGGUGUUGGCGCUGAGGCUGCUGCUGUCGGUCCAGGAGAAGUUCCUGCUGGGGGUGCUACUGGUGCUGCAGGAGGUACUGGAGCUGGAGGUGCUGCUGGCGCUGGUGAUGCCGCUGGGGGUACUGGUGUUGUCCCUGCUGUGUCUAGAGUCGCCGCGCGGCCUCGGCCGUACUUCGUUCCGCUCCUUCAGCAGGUUCUUGGUCUCCCGCCUUCUACUGGUCCUCCUCCUCCUUUAGAGUGUCCACAGCCUGUCCCGUCACAGUUAAAGUUACAGCCGGCCUCCCCAGUGCCUGCUCCUUCUCCCUACACUGGUCCUACUGGAGGUCUUGCUGAGCGUCGUCAGCCUGCGUCUCGCCCUGCGUCGCCUGUCGGUCCUGCUCGCACUAGUGGUCAUGGUUCGCGUCAGCGUCCUCCUCCUGUCCCUGGCACGCACAGGAUGUCUCUACGUCCGUCCACUGCUCCUCUGCGUGCCCCUUUGCCUUCUCCUCCUGAGUCCUCGCUUCCUGCUCUUGCCGACCCGGAGUCGGACUCUCUUCGUGCUGCCAGUCCUACUGUCACGCGUCUCCUUGCUUCUGUCGUCACUGCACCUUCCUUUGAGUCCACUGCUGCGUCUGCCCUAGUUGCUGAGCUCGUCGACUUCGCUGCUCGUUGUCGUCUAGACUACGCUGCUAGUCUUGUUGCUGAGUCUGAGUCUUUCUGUCCUCCGUCCGUCGGGGGUGAGUGUGCCCUUGGCAUGGACGUCCUUGAGGACAGGCAGGAGGAGUUCCGGUGUUUGGCUGCUGCUUCAUCUCAUCUCGUGUCCGUAGUGCUUACCCCUGAGGGAGACCCGGAUGCACUUGACAUCCCGACUCCGCGCUCUUACGCGGAGGCGAUAGAGGGUCCCUACUCCUCUCAGUGGCAGGCAGCUAUGGACACAGAGAUGGCUUCCUGGAAGUCCACAGGCACCUAUGUUGACGAGGUUCCCCCGCCUGGGGCGAACAUCGUCAGUGGCAUGUGGAUUUUCAGGGUGAAGCGGCCGCCGGGUUCUCCGCCUGUCUUCAAGGCGCGUUACGUGGCUCAUGGCUUCAGUCAGCGGCAGGGAGUUGACUACUUUCAGACCUUCUCUCCCACCCCAAAGAUGACCACUCUUCGGGUACUGCUGCACAUAGGUGCUCACCGCGACUACGAGCUGCACUCUCUUGACUUCAACACUACUUUCUUGCAGGGCAGCGUGCACGAGGAGAUCAGGCUGUCUCGCCCACCUGGCUUCACUGGGUCUUUUCCUCUUGGCACCCAGUGGAGCCUCCGGCGGCCAGUCUACGGUCUCCGCCAGGCACCGCGUGAGUGGCACGACACACUGAGGACUACACUUGCGGCUCUUGGGUUUGCUCCUUCUACAGCCGGCCCGUCGCUGUUUCUACGCACUGACACUUCUUUGCCGCCAUUCUACAUCCUCGUGUACGUCGACGACUUGGUCUUUGCCACAGCUGACACUGCUGGACUCGCCCACGUGAAGUCCGAGCUGCAGAAGAGACACACGUGCACAGACCUGGGUGAACUGCGCAGCUACCUUGGCUUGGAGAUCACCCGGGACAGAGCACGCCGCACCAUUACCUUGACUCAGUCACACAUGGUGCAGCAGGUCCUUCAGCGCUUAGGCUUCACGUACUCCUCGCCUCAGGCCACUCCUCUGCCUACUCGCCACUCGCUCUCAGCUCUGCCUUUGGAUGAGUCCGUAGAGUCGAGUGGCCCGUACCCAGAGCUUGUUGGCUGCCUCAUGUACCUGAUGACCUGCACACGACCUGACCUUGCAUACCCUCUUAGCAUUCUCGCACGCUAUGUUGCUCCUGGGAGACACAGACUGGAGCACAUGGCUGCAGCGAAGAGGGUGUUGCGCUACUUGUGCAGUACUUGUGAGGCUGAGAUCUACGCCGGGGCCAUGGCUGCACAGGAGCUUCGCUGGCUCACCUACCUGCUGACUGACCUCGGAGAGCCGUCUCGUUCUCCUCCAGUGCUGUACGUAGACAACAAGGCCAUGCUGGCCUUGUGUCGAGAGCAGAGACUGGAACACAGAACGAAGCACAUUGCUCUUCGCUACUUCCUUGCUCGUGAGCUACAGCAGCGUGGUCAGCUGCGCCUUGCGUACGUGGCCUGUGAGGCCAACACUGCUGAUAUCUUCACCAAGGCACUUGCGCCUUGUGAUCAUCAGCGCUUCUGUACUCAGCUGGGUCUUGUGCCUACCUUGCCUCACUUGCUCACCCCUUGA